AUGUCAAAGCAAUCUGAAGAACUACCUGCAAAGAGAGGACGCUUAGAUGAGAGUGAUAUCGCAUCAGGGCCUUCAAAAAAAGGUAAAGACGAGCACACCUUAGAAAAAGGAGGGAAAAAGCUUGAGGAGGAAUCAAAGUCAGGUUCUGAUAAAGAAGAAUCUCAAGAGUCUGAGGAAAACGAGGGAGAGGUUUAUUCAUCUGAUGAAGAAAGCGAAGAAGAAGUUGAUGAAGAUGAGGAGUAUGAAGUUUCUCAAGAGGAAGAAGAAAGCGAAGAAGAAGAGGAGAGCGAAGAAUCAGAAGAAAUAGCGCCAAAAAAGCGUGGAAGAAAAAAGAAGAACUCUAGCGACUCUGAUUAA
Blepharisma stoltei is the source of this 357-nucleotide messenger RNA. Lineage: Eukaryota; Ciliophora; Heterotrichea; Heterotrichida; Blepharismidae. The record is from the annotation of a GenBank genome assembly.